Molecule: messenger RNA, 477 nt
Organism: Lottia gigantea (owl limpet)
Lineage: Eukaryota; Metazoa; Mollusca; Gastropoda; Lottiidae
Exons: 3
Coding region: 1-477 (158 amino acids)
Source: RefSeq, a predicted model, not a curated record
AUGUAUUUACACUAUCCUGUUGCCGUGUUGGUCAUUCUUGUUGUGAGUGAUGUGGGGUGCGAAAGUACAAACAAUAUUGACCAGAGCACUAUCGACACAUGUUUGAAUUCACCUGCAGUGAGACAAAUCGUUACCCGCUACAUCUGCCCAAAACCUGAUCCUUGUGCCACGGUAGACUGUAAUUGUAACGAGAAAUGUAUUGACGGAAAAUGUCAAUGUAAAAAUGGGCUUCAAGGAGAGUUCUGUACAGAAAAAUGUACUUUUAAACGCUCUGAGAAUACAAGGGGUUAUGGUUAUGGAACGUUUAAAGGGGUGAAAAGUUUGGAUGCGUGUGAACAACAAUGUCUAGCAGACAAAUCUUGUGUAGCUGUCUACCAUCUUGCCAUCGUGUGUUAUUUCGCUUUGAAUGAACAGACAGAACCAGGUCGAGGUUACGAACAUUCAUUAAAAACAUGCACCAAUGUAACAUCAACCUAA